AUGUGGAACCAGACUUCAGCAAAAGAAUUCCUCUUCCUUGGUCUCUCUAGGAACUUCAAGAUCCGUCUCAUUCUUUUUGGGUUAUUCUUUAUGGUCUAUAUGAUCACACUGGCAGGUAAUGUGAUUAUACUGGUGCUUAUCUGGCUGGAUUCUCGCCUCCACACUCCCAUGUAUUUCUUCUUGAGCCAUCUUUCCUGCGUGGACAUCUGCUAUACCUCCAGCACUGUCCCCCAGAUGUUGGCCAACCUUCAGAGUCCUAACAAACCCAUCUCGCUGAUUGGUUGUGCAGUGCAGAUGUAUACAUUCCUAGCCUUGGCCACCACGGAAUGCAUACUCCUUGCAGUGAUGGCGUAUGAUAGAUACGCCGCCGUAUGUCACCCCCUGCAUUAUACCUUCCUUAUGAACAAAAAGGUGUGCAUCAAACUGACCGUGGCAACAUGGACCAGUGGCCUUUUAUUGCCAGUGGCACAUGCAGUCCUCACGUGGCGGUUGCCUUUUUGUGGCUCCAAUUUGAUCGACCACUUUUUCUGCGAAAUGCCCGCACUGCUGAAGCUGGCAUGUGCUGACACCAACACGGUGGAAAAGCUCACUUCGUUUGGAUGCAUUGUCACCUUGGUCACACCCAUCUCCUUUAUCAUGAUCAGUUACACCCGCAUACUGGCAGCCAUCUUAAAAAUCAAAUCUACACAAAGUCAGUGCAAAGCUUUCUCGACGUGUGCCUCUCAUGCAUCCGUGGUGGUGCUUUUCUAUGGCAGCGCCAUAUUUAUGUACAUGAGACCUGAGUCUAGUCACAGUCCAGGUCAGGACAAAAUGAUCUCUCUCUUCUAUAGCAUUGUAAUUCCCUUGUUCAAUCCCAUAAUAUACAGUCUGAAGAACAAAGAUGUCAAAGGGGCAUUGAUUAAGGUACUGCAUAAAUGCAGGUCUUGUUGCUCACCCAGUUAG
This is a messenger RNA of Heteronotia binoei (common prickly gecko), 942 nucleotides long. RefSeq names its product olfactory receptor 2A1/2A42-like. Gene Ontology annotation, cellular component: membrane. Bases 1 to 942 code for a protein of 313 amino acids. The transcript has a single exon. Gene Ontology annotation, molecular function: G protein-coupled receptor activity; olfactory receptor activity. The record is from RefSeq and is a predicted model, not a curated record. Lineage: Eukaryota; Metazoa; Chordata; Lepidosauria; Squamata; Gekkonidae. Gene Ontology annotation, biological process: G protein-coupled receptor signaling pathway.